AUGGACACUAUUUCACCAACACCAGAAGAUAGAGGUUUUAACAUUGCUGUUAAUCGAGCUGUUAAUCGUUCACCGGCACCUUCUUACGAGCACAGACCACCGCCGCCAUUGCCACCACUUCCCGAGUGGGAUCGUCCAAACACAGUUCCGCAUGCUAAUAAUUUAGCAAAACAGACAACUAUAUCUCAAGAUAAAGAAGAAUUGAAUGAUCUAGCAAAUAAUGAUAUUAUUUUUGAAUCAUUCUUUGAGGAAUUAGAUCGAGUGAAAAAUAUGGGUGCACUGCUUGACGAAAUGAGGACGGCUAAUGAGAUGUUGGCAAAAAAAACGCUUGCACGCGAACCAGAAUUAAUUCAACUUCGUCAGUCCGUUCUAGAUCAACAAAAAGAACUUAGAGAAUUAGAAGAGGAAUUCCAUGAAAAGCUUAAAGCUCAGAAAGAUGCAUUACGUCGAUUCUCUCCAACUGUUCUUCUCUCCAAGCUGAAAUCCGAGGUACAAUUAUCGGAUGAAUUGUCAGAACAGAUGGCAAACUCAUUCUUAGAGGGUGGACUAGAGAACGAUUUGUUCUUGAAACAUUUCCGGGAGGUCAGAAAAGUGUUUCAUCUGAGAAAUGCCAAAGUAGAGAGAGUGAACAGUCAACCGGGAAUUUUGGGACCAUGA
Molecule: messenger RNA, 657 nt
Organism: Ambispora leptoticha
Lineage: Eukaryota; Fungi; Glomeromycota; Glomeromycetes; Archaeosporales; Ambisporaceae
Source: the annotation of a GenBank genome assembly